Capronia coronata CBS 617.96 is the source of this 981-nucleotide messenger RNA. RefSeq lists its product as uncharacterized. Gene Ontology annotation, molecular function: NADP binding; oxidoreductase activity, acting on the CH-OH group of donors, NAD or NADP as acceptor. Bases 1 to 981 code for a protein of 326 amino acids. The record is from RefSeq and is a predicted model, not a curated record. The transcript has 2 exons. NCBI's taxonomy places the organism in Eukaryota, Fungi, Ascomycota, Eurotiomycetes, Chaetothyriales, Herpotrichiellaceae.
AUGGCGCAGACAGCCACAACAUUCGGCUUUAUUGGCCUUGGGAAUAUGGGCUCUCAGAUGAGCCACAACCUCGCCUGUUACGCCGAAAAACAGGAAUGGCCCAAGGUCCAGCUGUGGAAUCGAACACGCGGCAAAAUCGAGCAUAUGCUCAAGGAGAGCUACUGCGAGAUUGCAGACACAAUUGAAGACCUGGUCGAACGCUGCGACAUCAUCCAUGCCUGUCUAGCCAACGACGACGUCGCCUUGUCCGUCUUCAGGCAAGUUCUGGCCGCGGGAAAGAAAGGUCUCAUCUUGGUCGACCAUUCCACCCUCUUUCCCACCACAUCAGCCACUCUGCAGCAGGAAGCCCUCGCUCAGGGCUCCUCGUUUCUGUCCUGUCCCGUCUUUGGUCCUCCCUCUGUGGCGAAAAGUGCCGGGCUCCUGGUGGCAUUGGCAGGAGACGAAACCGCUCGGAGUAAACUCAAGCAAUACAUUGUGCCAACCAUUGGCAAGGCGACAAUUGACUGUGGGAGUGACGCCAGCAAAGGCGCAUUAUUGAAGAUUCUGGGCAACAACUGCAUCUUGGGCACGAUCGAACUGCUUUCGGAAAGCUUCACGCUGGCGGAAAAGACUGGCUUUGAUGCCGGACUGUUCUAUGAGUUUAUUCAAGCAUGGUUCCCUGCCGCUGCCUGGGUCAACUACGGCAAGAAGAUCCGCGAUGGCGCUUUCAGUGGCAAGACCGGAUUCACGAUCCCGGGAGGCAUGAAAGAUGCGGCCUAUAUCCGAAGACUGGGGGCAGAAACAUCUACGCCAACCCCGAUUAUUGACCAGGCGUGGAAUCAUUUGACAACGGCCAAGGCAAUCGGUGGUGAAUCUCUGGAUUGGAGUUCCUGUGCGGCUGGUAUGCGUGUCACGGCAGGUCUACCACCUUUCAAAGGCGAAGACUUUACAUUGGACAAGUCCAACGGCGCAAAUGGGACAGAUGGUGUUAAUGGGCACUGA